AUGGUGAAGAGGGCAGAUGAUGUCAGCAUACAAGAAAACGAAACCCAAUCAAGUAGAAAUUCGUCAAGACAAACCUCCCCAAGGAUUACCCGCGAGCAAGAAAGAUUCCAGGGCCUGCUGAGAGAAUUAUCUACGCCUGCCAAGGGUGAGCAAGCUGAAGUCGAUGACAAUGAUGAUGUAGGUACUUCUGUCUUCCAGAGCUUAGCCAAAUUGUAUCAAAAAGCGAUUCGCGCCGGAUUGCGUGUUGCAAAGGCAAAUCAGGAAGAAAUUUUGUGCUGGCAUCGAUAUGCAGAGGGAUGUGAAAAAAGAGUAAAUGAUAUUAGGGCGAAUAAUGUUUAA
This is a messenger RNA of Funneliformis caledonium, 339 nucleotides long. The record is from the annotation of a GenBank genome assembly. Lineage: Eukaryota; Fungi; Glomeromycota; Glomeromycetes; Glomerales; Glomeraceae.